Sciurus carolinensis (gray squirrel) is the source of this 882-nucleotide messenger RNA. It is a transcript of the gene Ct47c1, whose product is annotated as cancer/testis antigen family 47 member C1. Lineage: Eukaryota; Metazoa; Chordata; Mammalia; Rodentia; Sciuridae. The record is from RefSeq and is a predicted model, not a curated record. The transcript is spliced from 2 exons. The coding region runs from base 1 to 882 and encodes 293 amino acids.
AUGUCUACCACAGGGGAUCGAGACCCAACCCAAGAGGGCCCAGAUGGAGAGUGGAUCGGGGCGGCUGGAGUGGGUGAAGAAAUGGGCCUCGAUUUGGGCCCAGACGAGGGAGACCUGGUACCUGAGGCCAUGGAAACCGAGAUAGCGGGGCCUGAGUUUGUGGAGAUCCUGGAGCCCGAGGGAGGCCCUGAGGAGGAAGAGGGUGCUCCGGCCCUAGUCCUGGCCAGAGCCCCGGACGGCGGGAAUGAAGAGGAAGACUCGGACAUUGGGCCGGCAGAGGAGGGGGGAGAGGACCUGGCGGAGAACCAGGAGAUCCUCAUAGAUGCCCGUCAGUUCCCCAUGGUUGGCUUCCGGUUCAUGUUCCUGGAUCUUGUCCACUCGCUUCUGCACCGCAUCUAUUACAACGACCACAUCCUGAUCCGGCCCUACCGUGGCCCUGUGAUGGUUCGAUCCCGCUCGCCACUGCCGGACGGCUCAGGCGAGCUCCCAGUGCUCCAUGUACCCCAGAGGCCGAAUAUGAGGGGCCAGUCCCAGGAGGGCCAAGAUGAGGGCCUUCGCCUGGGCCUAGACUUGCCUGAGGUAGCCACCUCGGUCCUGGAGUUCCAGGAGCCAACAGACAUCGCUGAGGCAGUUCAAGAUUCUGUGGAGCAGACAGAGACAGUGGCAGAGGAGGCAGAGGAGAUGAUAGAACAGGCCACAGAAAUAAGAGAAAUAACUAAAUAUCAGUAUGGUAACUGGACUGAAGAGGAAGAACAUGUCAGAGGUGAAGAAGAGAAAGAAGCAGAGGAAGAAAAAGAGAAGGAAAAUGAAGAACAAGAAGGACCUGAAAGGGAUCCAGAUCCAGUGGAUGGUAACCCUGAAAACCCAGGUAUCUGUGUAUAG